This is a messenger RNA of Bicyclus anynana (squinting bush brown), 993 nucleotides long. RefSeq lists its product as uncharacterized. The record is from RefSeq and is a predicted model, not a curated record. Bases 142 to 732 code for a protein of 196 amino acids. The transcript has 3 exons. NCBI's taxonomy places the organism in Eukaryota, Metazoa, Arthropoda, Insecta, Lepidoptera, Nymphalidae.
CAAUGUUUAUCAGUAACCAGAAAUGUUUAUCACUAAUGUGAUAUUAAUAGGUGAUAUUCCACAGCAUUUAACGUGUGGUAUAAAAGCAACGGUUAAGAUGCGACAGGUCAUUGAAUCGACGAAUCUACUCCAACCGUCAUCAUGAGGUGUAUUGUUCUGAUCGUUCUGGUGAGCGCCACGGGGCUCAACGCGGUGCCCUACAAUCCCUUGCUGGGUAACUUCGGAGGUCUCGGCAGCAACGUCGGCGCAGGCCUCGGCGGCGGCGUCAGCAACGCGGCGGGUGCGGGCGCCGGCCUCCUCGCCGGCGGCGCGAAAGCGAUAGCGAACACCGCGCUGGGCUUCGGCUCCGGAAUCGCCAACUCAGUCAUUCCCGGCUUUGCCGGGGGACUCAACGGCGGCCUGGGGGUCACGGGUGCCCUGGGCAACGAGGCCGCGCACUCCAACGGCGCCAACUACGUCGGCCAUCAGUACAACCAAGGCGCUUCGGGCGGCAUGAACCAGAACUCGUACGGUGGCGGCGGCGCGCAGUCUCACAACCGUGGCAACAGUCACAAGAGCCUAACAUCCAUAACAGUGGCCAACUCGGACGACAGCCACGACGUCGGCUCCAGCCAGUACUACAACCACGGCCAGCAAGGCAGCGCUGGCUACAACAACUACGACAACGGUGCUUCCAACAUGGCCAAUAUAUACAACAAGGGUCUUCAAAGGCAGCGUAUCUACGCCAAGUAGUCUUGUCGAUACAAAAGUUACAAUUCAAUCAAAAAAUAUAGCAUCCCAUACAUUUAACCGAUCCAUUAAAAAAAAAUUAUAUCUUCUGAAUAAAUGAUAGUUUAUCUGUACGAUGUAAUAUGGUACGGUAUUGAACAAAUACCUACUAUUCCUCGAAACAGAUAUGCACGAAUUUUAGCGGACACACUUAAAGAUGAAUUUUGUGAAUUAAAAAAAAUAUUUUGUCAAAAGUCCUUAAUACAAUAAAAAAUAAUAUUUGCA